Molecule: messenger RNA, 1479 nt
Organism: Rattus rattus (black rat)
Lineage: Eukaryota; Metazoa; Chordata; Mammalia; Rodentia; Muridae
Gene: Atp4b
Product: ATPase H+/K+ transporting subunit beta
Exons: 7
Coding region: 176-1060 (294 amino acids)
Biological process (GO): sodium ion export across plasma membrane; intracellular sodium ion homeostasis; intracellular potassium ion homeostasis
Cellular component (GO): sodium:potassium-exchanging ATPase complex
Molecular function (GO): ATPase activator activity
Source: RefSeq, a predicted model, not a curated record
CUGACUUCUGGGACAGUGGAGGACAGAUAGCACGCAAGCCCCAGCCCUCCCUUAUGUUUAUAGAGGCGAUAGCGGAGAACUGAUAGCUGGUUCUGAUGCCUUUGGCCUCACACGGAGGAGACUAUAAGCCCCAGAGGACGCUCCCUGGGCCCAGUCCAGGCAAGCAGGAGAGGACAUGGCAGCCCUGCAGGAGAAGAAGUCAUGCAGCCAGCGCAUGGCCGAAUUCCGGCAAUACUGUUGGAACCCGGACACUGGGCAGAUGCUGGGCCGCACCCCAGCCCGGUGGGUGUGGAUCAGCCUGUACUAUGCAGCUUUCUACGUGGUCAUGACUGGGCUCUUUGCCUUGUGCAUCUAUGUGCUGAUGCAGACCAUUGACCCCUACACCCCCGACUACCAGGACCAGUUAAAGUCACCGGGGGUAACCUUGAGACCGGAUGUGUAUGGGGAAAGAGGGCUGCAGAUUUCCUACAACGUCUCUGAAAACAGCUCCUGGGCUGGCCUCACACACACCCUCCACAGCUUCUUAGCGGGCUACACCCCAGCAUCCCAGCAGGACAGCAUCAACUGUUCGUCUGAAAAGUACUUCUUCCAGGAGACCUUUUCCGCUCCGAACCACACCAAGUUCUCCUGCAAGUUCACGGCGGACAUGCUACAGAAUUGCUCAGGCCUGGUGGACCCCAGUUUCGGCUUCGAGGAGGGAAAGCCCUGCUUCAUUAUUAAAAUGAACAGGAUUGUCAAGUUCCUCCCCAGCAACAACACGGCUCCCCGAGUGGACUGCACCUUCCAGGAUGACCCCCAAAAGCCCCGGAAGGACAUUGAACCCCUGCAGGUCGAGUACUAUCCCCCCAAUGGUACCUUCAGUCUCCACUACUUCCCCUACUACGGCAAGAAAGCACAGCCCCACUACAGCAACCCUCUGGUGGCGGCAAAGUUCCUCAACGUCCCCAAAAACAUGCAAGUCCUCAUCGUGUGCAAGAUCCUGGCGGACCACGUGACCUUCGACAACCCCCAUGACCCCUAUGAAGGGAAGGUGGAGUUCAAGCUCACAAUACAGAAGUAAGGAGUGGGCGUGGCUGUCCACCCCCCAGCUGGGUGGACCCUGAGGGACCACUCUUCCUGACUGACAUCAUCGGCUGGCCAGCAUGCACGGCCACUUCAUGGUUCAGAGCUGACACCACUGCCCAUCAGCCGACACCAGGAAGUACUCCUUCCCAGCACUCCCUGAGCACCACCAGCUUUGAACUGAACCCCCACGUUGCAUGUUUGCAAUCCCGUGGGGUUAACACAGAAACUCAGAGUCCGGCUACCACUAAGGGACAACCCAUCUGUAGGGCAUUUCUAUCCUGUGACCAUUUGUCUGUCCUGCACUUCAAUAUGAACUAUGGGUCCACAUCAGUGUAACACUGGUCACCCCGGCCUCCAGUUUCUGCUUCUGAGGCCACAGCCCCUAGGCCAUUAAAACAAACUAUAGUAAAGUUA